GACCAGAUCACCAUUUCAUGACCGUGAUGCAUCAGUCAGCCCACAAACCCAAUACCCACGGCAGGUACCACGACCCAUAUGGUGGGGACAAAAUACGGACACCACCACGGGUAAUUGGUGAGUGCCGUUUGCCGUGUGCGAUGCGGUGUGCGAUCGAUGCGGUAGGCGUGUGUGUGUGUGUGACGGGCAGGUGACACUCCCUUGCUUACAAAACGGGUCCAUGUACGUGUACGUGUGCAAUCACAUAUAUGUAUUAUAUUCUGCACGUACUUAGAUUUCACAUGCACUUAGCGAUAUUAUAGAAAUGAGCCUGCCUGCCUGCCUGCUUGCCUGCUCGAUGGCACGGCAGGGCACAGCAGGGCACACGCACAUACGUACAAACGUAGAUGAGCGACGAAAAAAGUGUCCAAACGACUCACUCUUGUGCAUCGAUCGACACGAGCGAGCCGACACACACAGUGACGCACAAACACACACACAUACACACAUGUUUAUAAAGGCGUCGGUCGGGCAGCAAAAUGAGUGGCUGCACGUCAAGCGACACAUCAAUCAACCGAGUGCCACCGCUCGGACAGCCUAGCCCUGCCCACCCUCUAAACCCACCAACCCUAUAAGAGACCAUUCCUACUUAUUCUACUUGAGCACCACCCCCGGGACGUCACGCACCACAUCGAACGUGACGCCGCCCCUCAGCCGCUUCUUCGUAUCGGGUCGGCACGAGCUGCACAUCCAGUGGUGCACCGCCACACUCCGGCCACUCAUAUACCGACCAGCGUCGUCCUCCGCCAUUGCCAGCAUCGCGCACCCAUGACGCGCCCACGUCUGAUUGGCGAGGUCAUCCCUCGCCCUCGGUAGAAUCCGCCACUCGUCGUCAGCGGUGCUCUCGGGGUCCCUCACACAGUUGUCCUUCAUCCACUUGUUCCACGCGGCGUACUCGGGGUAAAGAACAUCGAAGUCGGCCACCAUGACGGACCCCAAGGGCGGCCGCUCGCCACAUUGCCGGGGCGGGAAGGUGUCCUCGUCCUCCAGGUCGAGGGCUCCAUGGACGAGUCGUGUGAGAGGCCGUGGGCCGGUGCACGCGACGGCGUCGUCACUGCCGCACUCGUUGAGCAGUCUUGACGUGUUGCUGAGCGUGUCGUUGAGGAACGCGCCGAUGAGAGGGUGUUGGGGUGUCGCGGCGAUCCACGCGUUGGAGACGAAGGGCCGCAUGGAGUCGUUGAGGUUCUGCGAUGAAAGAGCAUCAGAGAUUGGGGGAAGGUACUUCGUGGGAACACGUGUUGGCAUGCUGACCUCGAGCAGGUACACAUGGACCAGGUGCUCUUCGCCGACAAUGAGAUCGUGCCCAUUCUCCUCGGCUUGCCUCAGCAGCCCCUCAAAGGGCUGCAGACACUCGUAAUCCUGACAGACACAGACACAUACCUAGAGCACCCCAUCGACCAACACACGCCCCAUUCCCUCGCGCACCACAUCGAGAUAGACGCCGCCAUGCACCCACAGCAUCAGCAGCCUGCCCAGAUCCGCCCGGACGAUCCCGGGCAGGUCGCUCCACCUGUCCGACCAGUCAGGGAAGUGCUGAUCCACCAAACUCAGCAGGGAGUCAUCAGUGAAGAAGUAGUGGCCCAUCAACGGGUUGACGUCGUGACACGACCGCACCCACUCCCUGAACAUGCUGGGCAGCUCCCGACGCCGCCACGUCUGCAGAAGGAUCCGGGGGAAGGCGACGCUGCUGCUGUGGCCGCCAGUGACACACGCCCUCCCUCUCUCAUCGACGUGUCCGUUUCUGCUGGUCAAUCUUUCCGCUUGUAAUGGGAUGAUGCCGUCGACCAGAUCGGUGACUGCCGUGAUGUGGCGGGCAGCGGGGGAUGCGUGGCGGGGCCGGUCGUGCAGGAGAAGAGCGAGAGAGGAGGAGAUGGCCGCGAGAAGGAUGACAGCCGCGCAGCCGAAGAGGAAGCGUGGAUAGAGGGCUGCUGCUGAUGAUAGCAGCGGUAUACACAGGGGGGAAGCCUGUACUCCCAUAUCCCUCCAAUGCCG
Molecule: messenger RNA, 2031 nt
Organism: Vitrella brassicaformis
Lineage: Eukaryota; Vitrellaceae
Source: the annotation of a GenBank genome assembly